Molecule: messenger RNA, 1482 nt
Organism: Onthophagus taurus
Lineage: Eukaryota; Metazoa; Arthropoda; Insecta; Coleoptera; Scarabaeidae
Biological process (GO): positive regulation of Notch signaling pathway
Cellular component (GO): nucleus
Source: RefSeq, a predicted model, not a curated record
AGAAAUUAAUUUACAAAUAAGAAUUUUUCAAAGUAAAAUUCAACAAGAAUAUUCUAUGGGUCCUUAUGGAAUAUUUCACUUAGAUUUAAGAAUAACUGGAUCGCUAUUGGCAAACAUAUUUAUUUACGUUCUUGUGGCUUUGCAAUUUAAUUUUGCAAAAUCUUAAUGUAUCUUAGACAUUGUUGAUAGAUGGCGCUAUAUCAACGUGAUUUUGACAGAAAACAUAACCUCACUAAUAAGUUAAUGACAAAUAUUAAAAUUUCUAUUUAUUAUUACUGUAUUAAAAUAUGGAAUUAUCAAGUGAAAAUAAAUGGAAUCUUAGAAGUUUAGAAGCACCACCAUUUACAAGUUAUAAAACAUUAAAAGUUAUCAAUAUAAAUUCUUUGAUUAAAUGUUGUGAAGCUGCACAAGAAUUUUUUGGGAAUCAAAUCCAUUUAGAAGGCGACUCUUUAUUGUUAUCAAGAACAGUGUACAGAAUGAAAUACAAAUUUCGUACUGAUAAAGGGUUUAAAUUUAUGCAAAAACUAAAUCGAUCCUUAAAAAAGUAUUUUGAAUUAAAUUUCUUUUGUGUAAUCAAAGAUUUUUAUGAUUUAUUACCAGAAACUGUUCAAGUAGGAAGUUAUUUACCCACAAAUAAUAUGUUGGAUUAUCUUAUUGUAAGGCUACAAGGAUUAACAGCUUUAAUGAAUUAUGUAUCUGAGUCUGCUAAAACAGCAGCUGAUCUUAUGGAACAAAGAAUGUCAAUUGGACAUUUUUGGAAAAUGGCGUUUUAUUCCUAUGCUUUACUUUCAAGGAUUUGGUUUCUUUCAAAUGAUAUAGUCAGAUUUUGUUGUAAAUUGUAUAUGGAGUUAUUACCAUUAAGGAAUGUUUUGGAUGGUGAACAUAAUUGGGUUGGUAUUGAUUAUCAAUUUCCAAGUAAUUUAGAAAGUUGGCUUAAUAUUAAUAAAUCAGAAAAUAAUUUGAAUUCAUAUCAAGAUCAAAAUUUUCAUUCUGAGUGUGGAAAUAAAGAGGAUGAAUUAAGUGCUGAAGAAAGUGAUACUUUAAAAAAAGAUAAACCUAAAUCAGCUUUUGAGUUGAUGGUGGAUGAUGAUGAAAUAGGUGAAGUUAUUCAUAAAAAGAAUGAAGAGAGAAUAGUUAAGAAAAGGAAGAAGAAAGGAUUAAAAAAGAAAACAAAUAAUUCUAAAGAACAAAUAAAAGAUGAAAUUUCUUCAUUAGAAAUAAUUGAAAACUUGACAGAUUUUGUUAUUUUAAAUAAAUUUAUAGAAAAAGAAAGUAAUUUAAGAACCCAAGAUCGUAAUAAAUGCGUUUUUAAAUGUUUAGAUGGAUUAGAGUGGAAAAUGUUACUAGGUAAAAUUAAAAAAUUGCGUAAAAAUAAAAAGAAUGUAGAUAAGAAUUUGCAAUUAGCAAAGUCAAUUGAAAUAUUAAAAGCUUCAUUAUGUGAAAAAUAAAUAAUUGUAUAAAAUAAUACAUAUAUAAAAUAUA